AUGAAUUCAACAUCAGGAAUCUCGAGCAAAGACCCCAUCGCGGCAGGACCGGCUGAUGUGUCAUCGUCGCCUAGACAAAAGGCCGAGGAAACCCAACCUAUGUCGCCGACGUCGCCACAGUGUCGGGCGGGUUGGAGACCAUCGCCGCUCCCUAGAUGGCUACAACUACGCAUCAAGGCCAGCAUACCUUUCAACAGAUCCCACCGGCACGGACUCGAGCAUGUGGUUGUGCUACCUUUUAACAAAGUCGCCAAGCUCGAUGUUCACGUCACUGAGAUCGCGGCCUUGAACUUUGUACGUGCGAACACGUCAAUACCCGUCCCAGAAAUCCUUGAAGUUUACCACGAUGCCAAGCACGAAGGUUUUGCCAAUAUUGUCAUGACCAAGAUUCCUGGCAAUGACCUGUCGAAAGUAAUGGAUAAGAUGAGUGACGCGGAGCUCAAGGCGGUCGUCAAGGAGCUAUCGGGGUACAUCAUGCAGCUUCGGCGCUUCGAAAAGGACGCCGGCGACAAGACGCCGGCGGUAGGUGGGGUAGGCGGCAUCGCCGGCUUUGACACCCGCAUCGCCUCGAGGCCAUUUGGCCCGUUCUCCACGAUAGCGGAUUUUCAUACCUACAUACGCCGCAGGGAGCCUAUCGAGCAUUGGGAACAUGAGCCCAGCGUGAUGGCGGUCCACGGAAGGCCAGAGGGGGCGUACGAGCUCAAGCUGACACACAACGAUAUUGCGCCGAAAAACAUCCGGGUCAAGCAUGGUAAAAUCACUGGGAUUAUUGACUGGGAGUUUGCGGGCUGGUACCCUGAGUACUGGGAGUAUACUAGGCUGUUUCAUCCAGGUGAACAGGAAGGCCUGAGAAGGUGGUAUAAUGCCAUUGAAGAGGAAGACGGCAUUUGUAAGUACAAGAUUGAAAAGCAAUCGGAGGAGGCGAUUUGGGAGAUGCUUGGACCUUUCGGGUUUGAAUGA
Diaporthe batatas is the source of this 960-nucleotide messenger RNA. RefSeq lists its product as uncharacterized. The coding region runs from base 1 to 960 and encodes 319 amino acids. The transcript is spliced from 2 exons. NCBI's taxonomy places the organism in Eukaryota, Fungi, Ascomycota, Sordariomycetes, Diaporthales, Diaporthaceae. The record is from RefSeq and is a predicted model, not a curated record.